Molecule: messenger RNA, 2360 nt
Organism: Pygocentrus nattereri (red-bellied piranha)
Lineage: Eukaryota; Metazoa; Chordata; Actinopteri; Characiformes; Serrasalmidae
Product: serine/threonine-protein kinase 32B
Exons: 12
Coding region: 228-1487 (419 amino acids)
Biological process (GO): regulation of signal transduction; G protein-coupled receptor signaling pathway; protein phosphorylation
Molecular function (GO): G protein-coupled receptor kinase activity; G protein-coupled receptor binding; ATP binding
Source: RefSeq, a predicted model, not a curated record
AAGCUGCUCUUUCUCUCUCUCUCUCUCUCUCUCUCUCUCUCACUCUCACUCUAUCUCUCUCUCUCUGUCUCACUCUCUCAUAUGAGAGGAUGCUGCAGCUCGUGUCUGCCUCAGUCAUGAUGUGAAACUCGCUCCUCUUCAGUAGCCUAACAGGUGUAGCUUAUUCAGCAAUGGAACUGCCUCCAUGCUCACACUCUCUGGAGUAAGGGCCGUGUGUCCAGGGGAAUAUGGGCACCCAUCAGUCCCACACACCAGUCGUGUUUGAGGAGGGAGAAGACGUUAAUUUUGACCACUUUCAGAUUCUCAGGGCUAUCGGAAAAGGGAGCUUUGGAAAGGUAUGUAUUGUGCAGAAGCGAGACACUAAGAAGAUGUACGCAAUGAAAUACAUGAAUAAGCACAAGUGUAUUGAGAGAGACGAAGUCCGAAAUGUGUUCCGAGAGCUGCAGAUCAUGCAGGGGCUCGAGCACCCCUUCCUCGUCAACCUGUGGUAUUCAUUUCAGGAUGAAGAGGACAUGUUUAUGGUGGUGGAUCUCUUGUUAGGGGGAGACCUUCGCUACCACCUGCAUCAGAACGUCCAUUUUAAAGAGGAAACAGUAAAGCUGUAUAUCUGUGAGCUCGCUCUAGCUCUUGAUUACUUACAAUCAUGCCACAUCAUACACAGAGACAUAAAACCAGACAAUAUCCUGCUGGAUGAGCAUGGUCAUGUCCACAUUACAGACUUCAAUGUCGCUACAGUGCUAAAGGACUCUGAGAAGGCCACAUCUAUGGCAGGAACUAAACCAUACAUGGCCCCAGAGAUGUUCCAGUCCUUUGUGGAUGGUGGUCCAGGUUAUUCUUAUCCAGUAGACUGGUGGGCCCUAGGCAUCACAGCAUAUGAGAUCUUACGAGGAUGGCGGCCAUAUGACAUUCAUUCCAGCACAGCAGUGGAUGAUGUCCUCAACAUAUUUCGCGGUGACCGCGUACGGUACUCAUCUACCUGGUCUAAAGGCAUGGUUGCUCUGCUCCGCAAGUUGCUCAGUAAAGAACCAGAGAGUCGUCUGUCAAGUAUUUUGGACAUUCAGAACAUUCCAUACCUGGCGGAUGUGAACUGGGAUGCUGUGUUGGAGAAAGCAGUUCCACCAGGUUUCACUCCUAAUAAAGGACGUCUGAACUGUGACCCCACCUUUGAGCUGGAAGAGAUGAUUCUAGAAUCGAAACCCCUGCAUAAGAAGAAGAAGCGACUAGCCAAGAGUAAAUCCAAAGAUGCCAAUAAAACCUCCAGCCCACUGCCCCCCCACCUGCAGCAGUGUCUAGACACUGUUACACAAGAGUUCAUCAUUUUCAACAGAGAAAAGUUAAAGAAGCAGGGUGACAGCAUGAAUAAAACAUCUUCACUGUCAGCAAUGGACAAACUGCAGGACGGACACAACGAUAACAACAACAACAACAGCAGCAUCCCUUUGAGAACAGCUAAUACUGACCAACUGCUAAAACUCAACAGCUGCUAAUUCUGACCAACAACUAAAACUGACCAAUAAUGGCCAAAUUGCCCUUGCUCUUCUGCCCUCCUGCUUUUCUUCCUCUGAGCUUCAUGACUAAAUAAUGGGUCCAGACACGUGCUGAAAUGUGGAAAAGUGGGACAGUGUUCUGACCUUCUGACCACAGUACUGUCCUCAAAUCCUCAAAACACAUAAACAAAGCAUGGAGUAGACACAGCACAAAACCAGCCCCUUUGCCUUACAGUGUGUAUGUGAUUAAGUGUGUGAGCAGUUUGUAAAGACUAAUUGAGUGACUGAAUGCAUCACUGUAGCUGUGUAGCCCAGUUAGCGUUUGCAUUAGCAUUAGACACCUUUAGCAUCUGUAACCCGCUUUGCUGACUCCUGUAGCAUCCAUCUGAUUAUGCAGCUGAUAUUUAUAUUUCUGUUACUCUGUGAAUAAAAUAUCUGUGUUAAAUAAACUUUAUGCAUACACUGUAAUAGAGUGAUGACUGGUGAAUCUGAUUAGAACAGCAAACAGUGAGAUUUUUUACUGAGCAGCUUCAGGCUGUUGUACAGUAUUCUUGAAUAUUGUAUUGUGAUUAUUUUAGUUUGCUGACAUUUCAGCUGUUAUUGUGAUAUGCAGAUUAAUAUGUGCAUUCCUUCAAUAUCAGAAAAUAAGAAUUUAAUAAAUGGGAAAUUAUAUCGAGAUACUAUAUAUUUCAUCUUAACAUAUCAUGUUUAAAGUGAUGGCAGCCUAUUGUCCAGCCUACAGGAAGCAAUGGUUUGGUGAAGAAAGAAAUUUACACUUUACCCUUGCUUUUAGUAAUCAGGUGCUGCAGGCCUUCAUACACUGAUUAGUCAAACAUUAUGUAUAAAUAAAUCAAUAAAAUGUAAACAAAGUCA